Penicillium malachiteum is the source of this 1395-nucleotide messenger RNA. Its product is annotated as SUMO protease ULP1. The record is from RefSeq and is a predicted model, not a curated record. Gene Ontology annotation, cellular component: nucleus. Gene Ontology annotation, biological process: protein desumoylation. The transcript has 2 exons. Bases 1 to 1395 code for a protein of 464 amino acids. Lineage: Eukaryota; Fungi; Ascomycota; Eurotiomycetes; Eurotiales; Aspergillaceae. Gene Ontology annotation, molecular function: deSUMOylase activity.
AUGGGAUUACCACUAUUUCUGCGGCGUCUCUUCCCAGGGGCCCGUUCCAAACAGGAAAAACUCACUUCUGCCACCGAGAGCUCUUCGGAAGUCAGCAAGGGUUGGCAGGCAACAGAACAACCUGACUUGCAAGAUGCUGCCUUAUUUCAAAUACCGGGCGCGUUUCCUUCGUCACCGCCCCGAACUCCACGACUUGCGCCUACCGAACAUGUGAAGCACUACGAACCCCCAACGCGGCCAAGCCGAGAAGCCGAGAAAACGGCGGAGCUGGAUCGUAUGGAUGUCGACAUUCCCUUCAUGCCAGAGCUUCGCACAGAACUCGGCUCAUACCUACGACCUCAACGAUCUCAACGACUAUCAAUACCAUCUACGCCUGUUCAAAAGAAACCGCGUCCGAUCGAAACCCCGAAACGCACAGAUGAAACGCACCCGGAUGCUAUGCAAAUCGACGACCCAUGGGCCGCGCGCUCCAUGAUGUUCGAAAUGCUUCCAUUCGGUGCACCCGUAUCAGCUGUGCAAUUAGUAUCUCCCCAAAGGACGCCAAUCCCAAACAAUCGCAUUGCAUCCAUCUAUCAAAAAGAAUGGGACCAGCGAGAACAAGAGAAGCAGGCAUGGGAUGCCGAACAAGGCCGUGCCAUAAGGAUCAGACCUCAAGGAAAAUGCGUACGUCAGUUAUCGGUUUCCUGGUUAGAUAGAGUCACAAAGGCCAUGCAUUCACAUGGUGCGGUGGCUCAAUCCCUCUCCGGUGAUGAAUUGUACCAAAAGGAUAUUGCAACAUGCAUCAAACCACUUGCUUGGUUAAAUGAUGAGAUUAUCAACUCAUAUCUUGCGGUUAUAAUCCAAUAUCUUCGAAAUUCAACAGGAAACACCCCAGACCAGCGACCUCGAUAUCACGCUUUCAACAGCUUCUUCUAUUCCAGUCUACGAGACAAGGGAUAUGAUAGUGUGCGCCGAUGGGCUAAACGAGCUAAAAUUGGCGGCGAAGUGCUAUUGGAGGUGGACACAGUCUUUGUUCCAGUGCACGAGUCCAGUCAUUGGACUUUGAUGGUUGUUCGACCCAUGGACCGAACCAUUGAAUACUUUGAUUCAUUAGGUGGACGCGGGGCUCGUCAAGUGGACACAAUCAGAAAAUGGCUACAUGGAGAGCUUGGCAACAAGUUCGUGGCCGAUGAAUGGACCCUUCUCCCCUCAGUUUCAUCAUAUCAAGACAACGGCAGCGACUGUGGCGUGUUCUUGUUGACAAAUGCGAAAGCCAUUGCGCUGAAUAUUGAGCCCACUGCAUUUGGAGCAAAGGAUACGAUAUUGCUCCGUCGAAAGAUUGUCGCCGAGAUCAUGAAUGGAGGUCUUCAUGGCGAGUUCUCUCCAGUUGAUAAAACUGGAACUGUUUUGCUUUGA